Messenger RNA from Penicillium diatomitis, 1407 nucleotides. Its product is annotated as secretory pathway gdp dissociation inhibitor. The transcript has 8 exons. The record is from RefSeq and is a predicted model, not a curated record. Lineage: Eukaryota; Fungi; Ascomycota; Eurotiomycetes; Eurotiales; Aspergillaceae. The coding region runs from base 1 to 1407 and encodes 468 amino acids. Gene Ontology annotation, biological process: vesicle-mediated transport; small GTPase-mediated signal transduction; protein transport. Gene Ontology annotation, molecular function: Rab GDP-dissociation inhibitor activity. Gene Ontology annotation, cellular component: cytoplasm.
AUGGAUGAGAUCGCGCCUGAAUAUGAUGUUGUGGUGCUCGGCACUGGUCUGACCGAGUGUGUGUUGUCUGGUGUUCUGAGCGUCAAGGGAAACAAGGUGCUUCACAUUGAUCGCAAUGAUCACUACGGAGGCGAGGCGGCAUCAGUCAACAUUGAAACACUCUUCAAGAAGUACGGCAAUGUCCCCGCCGGCGAGGAACCCUGGAAGAAGUACGGAAGAGUGAACGACUGGAACAUCGAUUUGGUUCCCAAGUUGCUUAUGGCAAAUGGCGAGCUUACGAAUAUUCUGGUCUCUACCGACGUCACGAGAUACCUUGAGUUCAAGCAGAUUGCUGGCAGCUAUGUCCAGCAGGGCAAGGGCUCCAAGGCGACCGUGGCCAAGGUGCCUUCCGAUGCCGGCGAAGCUCUGCGUUCAUCCCUGAUGGGCUUGUUUGAGAAGCGUCGGGCCAAGAAGUUCCUGGAGUGGGUGGGUGACUUCAAUCUUGAGAACCCGGCGACUCACCAAGGCCUUAAGAUCACUAGCUGCACCAUGAAAGAGGUCUAUGACAAAUUCGGGCUCGAGGACAACACUCGCGACUUCGUUGGACAUUCCAUGGCUCUCUGGCCCUCUGACGAGUACGUCAAUAAGCCUGGUGCCGCCGUCGAGACAAUUGACCGCAUUCGUCUUUAUGUCAACUCCAUGGCACGCUACGGCAAGUCACCCUACAUCUAUCCGCUGUACGGCCUGGGCGAACUGCCUCAGGGCUUUGCUCGUUUGUCUGCGAUCUACGGCGGUACAUACAUGCUCAACACCGAUGUCGAUGAGGUCCUCUACGAUGAGAGCGGCAAGGUCUCAGGUAUCAAGGCUACCAUGAAGGAUCGCGACGAGCAAGCUGCGCCCAUGAAGUUCGAGACCAAGACCAAGAAGAUCAUCGCCGAUCCUUCGUACUUCCCCAACAAGGUCAAGGUAACUGGACAUUUGCUCAAGGCUAUCUGCAUCUUGAAGCAUCCCGUCGACAAGACCGACGGCAGCGACUCGCUGCAGUUGAUUAUCCCUCAGUCUCAGAUUGGCCGCAAGCACGACAUUUACAUCGCCGUGGUGUCGUCUGCGCACAAUGUCUGCCCCAAGGGGUACUAUAUCGCCAUUGUCUCGACCAUUGCUGAGAACGACGCCAACCAUCACCUGGAGCUUGAGCCAGGCUUUGAGCGCCUCGGUGCCAUCGAGGAGAAGUUCAUGGGUCCACCCAUUCCCAUCUACGAGCCCUUGGAAACCGGCGAGAAAGAUAACAUUUUCAUUUCGAAGAGUUACGACUCAACAUCUCACUUUGAGACCACCACCAAUGACAUCAGAGACCUCUACCAGCGUGCUGCGGGCGAGGAGCUCAAGGUGGAGGGCCUGCGCGAGGGUCAGCAACUUGCCCAGGAGUAA